UAAUAAUCUCGUGAGCGAGAAAAACUCCAAUAAUUUUUAGGCAGACAACACCUAGAUUUAAACCACCGCCUGUCUCAGUUUGGGAGAAUCGUCAAUCUAGUCAAAACCUCGUCAACGGUGUGAAAGACUGACAAAUAGACGGCGGUGUUGCAAAACCACAGAGAUUGACCCAACAACAGCAAACAAACAAGGAAAUGUGGACGGAAGACGACAGUAGAGUUAACCAUUGAAUGUGAAAUAAUUUGGAAGAUUUGCCGGAUCUUCAUCAAACACACACACAGUAAACCAGAUUAAAGUGGAGUGUCUGGUGUUGGCUGACUGAUUGUCAUAGAUAGGCCUACUGGUUGUUGUGAUCAAGGGCACACAUGGCCCAUACAGUGCAGGGCCACCAGAGAGCACUGCCCCAGGCUGCAGUUCUGUCUCUCCCUCCCUCCAGCCAUGCUAGAUUGACAGUGUUGGACACCCUGCUAUGUGGAGCGUCCGCAGGUGCUGUGGCCAAAACAUUCAUAGCCCCCCUGGACAGAACCAAGAUCAUCUUCCAAGUAUCCUCACAAAAAUUCUCUGCUAAGGAAGCUUUCAGACUCAUAUAUUGUACGUACAUGAAAGAUGGCUUCCUCAGCCUGUGGAGGGGCAACUCUGCCACCAUGGUGCGGGUCAUCCCCUACGCUGCCAUCCAGUUCUGCUCCCAUGACCAGUACAAGGGAAUACUGGGGAGAUACUACGGCUUCCAGGGAAAAGCCCUGCCUCCUUUUCCACGUUUCCUGGCAGGAUCAUUGGCUGGCACCACAGCGGUCAUGCUCACCUAUCCCCUGGACAUGGUGCGGGCCAGGAUGGCGGUGACGCCCAGGCAAAUGUACAGCAACAUCAUGCACGUUUUUGUGCGCAUCAUGCAGGAGGAGGGCAUAAAGACCCUAUACAGAGGCUUCUGCCCGACCAUCUUGGGAGUGAUCCCGUACUCAGGAAUCACCUUCUUCACAUACGAGACCCUCAAGAAACUGCAUGCAAGAACUAGGCGGUCCCAGCCGUACUCUUACGAGCGUUUGGCGUUCGGUGCGUGCGCCGGCCUGAUCGGCCAGUCGGCCUCUUACCCUCUGGACAUGGUUCGCCGACGCAUGCAGACGGCCGGGGUGACGGGCCAACAGUACGGCAGCGUCCUGGGCACCAUGAAGACGAUCAUGGUGCAGGAAGGGGGGGUGCGUGGACUCUACAAGGGCCUCAGUAUGAACUGGAUCAAAGGGCCAAUCGCUGUGGGGGUCAGCUUCACCACCUUUGACCUUAUGCACAACCUCCUGCACAAGAUGCACCAGCUGGGAUACUUCACAUACUGAGCCAGCAGGGGGAGCCAGAGGAGAAGCUCACUGUUGGGACCAGUCAUUCGCUCACAGGGACUAGCACGGGCGCAACUUUCACUGGGGAUAGGGGUACAUACCCCCCCCCCCCCCCAUUUUGAAAUGGCAUGUUUGUCCCCCCGAGUUUUAUCAUUGGAUUGUGAUACAAAAUGAGGCAACGGUGUGCUUUAGGACCAUGUGGACGCCUCCGAGCGGUCGGGUAGGCUGUUUGGAGUGUUUUUCUGACUGGAUUCUUUUUUAAGUACAAAAAAUAUGCCCCCCGCACUUCUAAAACCAAAGUUGUGCCCCUGGGGACUAGAGUGGCAAUAAUAUACCAGAUCUGUCUACUCACAAUAUGGAUCCUCUCAGUAGGCCUAGGCACUCUACAUGUCAAAUAGGAAUUCUAAGGAGAGGGUGGUACUGGACAGACAGGAGGAGUCAGAAGCUGUCAGUUUAUUUAAACGCACAUCCGUAUUAAGCACGCACAGCCAGACCCCCACUCCUGCUGUUGAUGGAUGGAGUGUCUGCGCUAGGGCCAAAAUAAGUGUCCUCCAACUGGGUAGAUGUGUGCAGAUGUUUGCAGUAUGAGAGGUAUGACAAUGUGAAAGAUGUUUUGUUUCGAGGCCUGAUCUUUGUUUGAGAUUGGGGUAUUAUGUUGGCAAGGGCACAUUUUAAAGGCCCAACGCAGCUGUUUUUAUAUCAAUAUAAAAUCAAAUCAUAUCAAAUCAUUUGGGUAACAAUUGAGUACCUUAAUGUAAUAUAUUUUCUAUCAUAAUGGCCAAAUAUUUGUAACGGCUUUCCUCCUCCUCUUCAUCCGAAGAGGAGGAGCAGGGAUUCGACCAAAACGCAGCGUUGUGAAAUGACAUGAUUUUUAAUUAACAAAACAGAAAACACGAACGAACACUUGAAUAGUUACAAAACAAUAAACAACAUAGACAGACCUGAACGACGAACUCACAUGAAACACGAAGAACGCAUGAACAGGAAAACUGCCUACAUAAAACGAACAAACAAACAAAACCGAAACAGUCCCAUGUGGCGUAACAUAACACAGACACAGGAGACAACCACCCACAACGAACACUGUGAAACAACCUACCUAAAUAUGACUCUCAAUUAGAGGAACGCCAAACACCUGCCUCUAAUUGAGAGCCAUACCAGGCAACCCUAAACCAACAUAGAAACAGACAACAUAGAAUGCCCACCCAAACUCAGGUCCUGACCAACUAACACAUACAACAAACUAACAGAAAUAGGUCAGGAACGUGACAAUAUGGCUUUUUAGCAAAAAAAUAUUUCUCAAGAAGAAGUUUGCUAGGACUGUCUGUUAGUGUUCUGAGUGGGGAGGGGAAAACUGAAAACUAACUGUUAUUGGCAGAGAGGUUUGGAACUGUCGUUGUUAAUAUUGGUCUAUUAACAAAUUUACUGCAUGUUGAGUUGAGCAUGGAAAGCCAAAACCCCCGCCCAUGCAAACCUGCUGAUUAGAAUUUCCUCUGUAGAUUAUGGCUGGUUGGUAAACAUUCAGAAAAUAACACUGAUCACAUUUUCACACUUCUAUAGUGUUAGUUUCAUCAGCUGUUGUACAAUAAAACACAGGAAAAACAGAACUGUACUUGAAAUAAAAUAUAUUUUUUCGUAA
This is a messenger RNA of Salvelinus fontinalis (brook trout), 2967 nucleotides long. Its product is annotated as mitochondrial coenzyme A transporter SLC25A42-like. The transcript is spliced from 8 exons. The record is from RefSeq and is a predicted model, not a curated record. Gene Ontology annotation, biological process: transmembrane transport. NCBI's taxonomy places the organism in Eukaryota, Metazoa, Chordata, Actinopteri, Salmoniformes, Salmonidae. The coding region runs from base 366 to 1328 and encodes 320 amino acids.